AUGUUUGCCAUAAUAAAAUCUGAGAUUAUAAAAUACCUGGAAAACACGUCAGUGAGAGGGUUGCCGAAGAUUUUGAAAUCCAAAGAUAUUUUUCUCAAACUUCUUUGGCUCCUCUUCUUCCUAGCAUCAACCAUCGUCCUAGUUUAUCUUCUGUGCCUGUUGUUUAACAGAUAUUACAUGUGGCCGAUAACAACGCAGUAUGGGGAAAAAAGAGAUCAGUUUUUAUCAUUUCCGGAUAUCACAGUGUGCAAUUUAGAUUUUUUGGCAGAAGGCGAGCCAGAAGAUUUGUCUAUGCGAGAUUAUGCGCAAUUUUUAAAUGCGUUAAAAGAGAAAACAAAAAUAGAGUCAAAUUCAAAUCAAAACUGGUUUAACAACGAAACAAAUUUAACUUUAAAACUUCAAUUUCAAAAAUCGGUUUUAGAAGAGCUUUCCUCGGUGUCAGGUUAUAUAAUUAAUUUAAAAAAGGAUCGUCCAAAACCUGAUAAAUGUUUGAAUUUAAUUGUUGACUGUAAUUUUUUCGGCACUGACUGGUUUCGGACAAUAGAUCUGUGCUCUGUCAUCAAUUUCACCAGACGUUGGAAUGCAAAUUACUACACUUGCUACACGUUAAAAACUAGCAAUUUAAAGCCAACCAACUCAAAAGUACUAAGAGGAUUGAGUCUGAUACUGAAUGUUGGUCCACUUAAUUACAAGCAGUUGCCAUAUAAAUCUUCACUAACCAAUUCUCAGGCCAGAGGAGUGCAGGUGAGUGUUCACAGUCCUGGCACUCCUCCCGAUCUCAAACGAGGAUUCAACGUUGCACCUGGAACUGAAAACAUUGUCGAUAUUGUUCAAACUGAAAAAUCUCGUUUGAAUUUUCCGUAUAAUAGGUUAGGCUGUACAUCGGAAUUCAUGAUGCCCAAUUCAACCACAGAAAAGUACAAAUCCGAUAUAUGCAUAGAAUACUGCCAACAAAGAAUUAUUAAGGGUAAGUACAAAUGUUUCUCACACCUCUUAAGCAUACCCGACGAAAGUUUCGAUGAUGGUAUUGUGUGCGGUAACUUUAGUUUGGUUAGUAAGAGUUCGGAUGAAUCAGAAAUGCUUAGUUAUUUUUCGAACGCGUUCUCAAAUUUGCUAAAUUCUCUACUUCAUUUGGCUUUCUUCGUUGCAUAUGAAAAACAGUGCAAAGAUCAGUGUUUAUUGCCAUGCAGUGAGACAAUUUACAAUGCUUAUUUAACAUCAGCAACAUGGCCUCAACCUUCGACGCAGCUUGAUAUGUUUAAAAAAUAUUUUGUCGACACUAGAUGUAUUGAAGAUUCAUGGAUAAAGACCAGAUACAUAAACUAUUUGAAUGCCUACAACAAAGCCAUCAACAGCAGUGAUAUUGAAACAGUUGAUUCCAACUUGACGCAAAUUUACGAAUCUUUUCUUGAAAUAAAAUUUGUGAUUAAGCAGAAUUUUCCAUUUUAUCAGAGCGAAAGUUCCACUUACACGUGGGAUGUGAUGAUUGGAACGGUGGGAGGAAUGUUGUCCCUCUGGCUGGGGAUAACAGUCGCCAGUGGGGUGGAAAUCAUUGAACUCUUCUACGUGCUUUUCAAACAUUGCUGGCAGAAAAAAACUUCUUUGCCAAUAACAAAAGAAAACAACAAUACAAAUAAUAAUACCACUAACCAAUUUGAUAUGAAAGAAAGUUCGUCGCGAAAGUACCUAUCGACAAAACGAGGUAAUUACGAAAUAAAUUCACACAAUGUAUAA
Helobdella robusta is the source of this 1734-nucleotide messenger RNA. RefSeq lists its product as hypothetical. Gene Ontology annotation, molecular function: ligand-gated sodium channel activity. Bases 1 to 1734 code for a protein of 577 amino acids. The transcript is spliced from 3 exons. NCBI's taxonomy places the organism in Eukaryota, Metazoa, Annelida, Clitellata, Rhynchobdellida, Glossiphoniidae. Gene Ontology annotation, cellular component: membrane. Gene Ontology annotation, biological process: sodium ion transmembrane transport. The record is from RefSeq and is a predicted model, not a curated record.